CCCCGAGCUCGGGAAGUGCCGCUCGCGGGGCUCCGCGCUGGCGAUGGAGGGCUGGGCGCCCGGCGUGCCCGCGGCUCGCGUUACUCUGAACUGCCGGCGUAGGACCGAUUAACCCCGGCGGUGCAGGAUUACCUGAAAUGACAGUUUUUCAGGUGCAUGUGACAGCAUUGCAGUGAUGAGUGGAAUUUUAAAGAGGAAGUUUGAAGAAGUUGAUGGCUCCUCACCUUGUUCCUGUGUGUGGGAAUCAGAUGAUGACAUUUCUAGCAGUGAAAGUGCUGACAGUGCAAGUAAUGUCCAUCCAUCCACUUCUAAUCAUUUUACUCGUGCAUGUGACAGCAUUGCAGCGAUGAGUGGAAUUUUAAAGAGGAAGUUUGAAGAAGUUGAUGGCUCCUCACCUUGUUCCUCUGUGCGGGAAUCAGAUGAUGAUAUUUCUAGCAGUGAAAGUGCUGACAGUGGUGAUAGUGUCAAUCCAUCCACUUCUAAUCAUUUUACCCCUUCUUCAAUCCUGAAGAGAGAGAAGCGGAAGAGAACAAAAAAUGUCCAUUUUAACUGUGUUACUGUGUAUUACUUCACAAGAAGGCAAGGCUUCACCAGUGUUCCCAGCCAAGGCGGAAGCACACUGGGAAUGUCUACUCGCCACAACAGUGUGCGCCAAUACACGCUGGGAGAGUUUGCAAUGGAACAGGAGAGGCUUCACAGAGAGAUGUUAAGAGAGCAUCUAAGGGAGGAAAAACUCAAUUCUCUAAAAUUAAAGAUGACAAAGAAUGGUACAGUGGAAUCUGAAGAAGCUAAUACGCUGACACUGGAUGACAUUUCUGAUGAUGAUAUUGAUCUAGACAACACUGAAGUAGAUGAGUACUUCUUUCUACAACCCCUGCCGACAAAAAAGCGAAGGGCAUUGCUGCGAGCUUCUGGAGUGAAGAAGAUUGAUGUGGAAGAAAAACACGAGCUGCGAGCCAUCCGCCUGUCCAGAGAGGAUUGUGGCUGUGACUGCCGUGUGUUCUGUGAUCCAGAAACUUGCACUUGCAGUCUUGCAGGCAUAAAAUGUCAGGUGGAUCGUAUGUCUUUUCCAUGCGGUUGCACUAAAGAAGGGUGUAGCAAUACAGCAGGUAGAAUUGAAUUUAACCCUAUCCGUGUACGGACUCACUUUUUACACACAAUAAUGAAACUUGAAUUGGAGAAAAAUAGAGAGCAGCAAGUUCCAGCACUAAAUGGCUGCCACAGUGAGAUAAGUGCACACGCUAGUUCUAUGAGUCCGGCACCCCAUCCAGUUGAAUAUUCAAUUGCAGAAAAUUUUGAGAUUGAAACCGAACCUCCGGCUGCGGUUAUGCAUUCUCAGUCAGCCGAGGACUUGGACUGCCCAGGGGAAGAGGAGGAAGAGGAAGAUGGGAGUAGCUUUUGUAGUGGAGUUACAGAUUCUAGCACACAGAGUUUAGCCCCUAGUGAAUCAGAUGAUGAUGAAGAGGAAGAGGAAGAUGAGGAGGAAGAUGAGGAGGAAGAAAAAGCAGAUGAUUUUGUAGAAAGCAUAGGCUCCCAUGGUGAUAUGGUGCCUCUUCCUACUGUCCUUUGCUACUCUGAUGGAACCGCUGUGCAUGAGAACCACUCAAAAAAUGCCUCAUACUAUACUAACUCUUCAAAUCUGUAUUACCAAAUAGAGAACCACGUUGCUGGCACUGCUAACCAGAUCAGUGAGACUUACUCAGAAAGGGAUGCUGUCAAGAACGGUAGUCUUUCUCUGGUGCCUUACAACAUGACUUCAGAACAGUUUGCUGACUACACACGGCAAUCAGAGGAAACUUUUAGCAGCCCUCAUUACCCUUCUGCAAACCCCUCGGUGAUUGUUUGCUGCUCAUCUUCUGAAGGUGACGGCAGUGCUCCAUGUAACAGUUUAUACACUGAGCACAGGCCAAGUCACCCUCAAGUGGAAUUUCACUCAUACUUGAAAGGUCCUUCUCAAGAUGGCUUUGUUUCAGCUCUGAAUGGCGACAGUCGUGUGCAAGAGCACCCUGCUGAGAAUUCGCUAAACCUCCCAGAAAAGAGCAGACUGCACGAAGAGUGCAUCAAAUCAUCAGUGGUAGAAACGGUACCUGUUUAAUAUAUUAUUCUAGGACUGACUUCCUGUAUUGAAAUGCACUCACAUUGGAUUUCCUAGAAUCUUACUUUUUUAAAAGGUAGAUAACACUUGGACUAUGGUCAAUGUUCCAGACACAUUUUGUUUUCUCAAGCUACACUGGCAGUGGUAUUGCACAAAAACAGUUCAUGUAAAGAUUUAAAUAAAAAUAAUCAAACUGUCUUUUGAUAAAAAUGAAAUGUGUAAGUAAAAAUGCACCCAACAUAUUUCAAAGUAGCCUACCUAUGAAACUGUGUGAAACCUGCCAAGCUAUCUGAAUCAAAGCUUCGUGUUUUUGAUUGUUGGGUCUGUGCAAGAUUGUUAAAAAUGAUAAUUUGAAAUAAUCAUGGUUAGAGUCCUAAAUUUCAACAUAUCUGAAAAGAUGGUAAGUUUAAUGUAAAAGUAACUACUGUACAAAAAAAGUUUUAAUUGUUCUGUAAUGUAUGUAUUUUAUUUAUGGUAGUUUAGUACUCAUAUUUUGGUAAAAAUGAACAGCAUGUUCAUUUGAGCAGAAGAUCCAUAGCUAGGUACAAAGAGCAUGUCCACUUUUCAUCUGGAGUACCUUUUAUUCUUACCUUUUUUUUUUUUUUUUUAAUACCAUUUCUGGUAAAUUAUCUUGAAAUGCAUUUUUAGCGUGUACUUCUCUCUUUUACUGUUCUUGACAAACAGAAGAGUCAGAAAGGGGGCAUUUACAUCUUCUAGAAAGGUGAAAGGUAGACAAUCCUCCACUAAAAUUAAAACCAGUGGCAUUCCAGAACUAGUACCCCCUCCCCAAAGAAAAAUGAUCUUUUAUAUAAUGGCAAAGCAGUAGCGUAAGCUUGCACAGCACCUUUUAGCCCAACAAACAUUCUGAUACUUAUGCACUUUAGUGCCAUUUUGCAGUACUGUAUUAACUGCGGGAACUGUGAACUAUUUUGGAGAAACGCCAUAGCUCCAGACUCUGAGGUGUAUGUAAGAUCUUAAAAUUCAUUGUAAUAAAACCUGUACUUUUUUCCCAAGCCAGUUUAUGAAUAUGUCAGUAGGUAAUUUAAAAACAGUCGUGCUGAUCAAAGUUUAUAUGAAGCAUGGAAAAAAUUGUGGAAGUGUCUAGAUUUCCUAAAUAUUUAGCAGUUUUUAUGAAAUACGAGACUGGCUUUUGUGGACUCCUGAUUGUAUCUCAAAUUUACAGUCAUUUGGUCUAAUUAGGAACCAGUAGAUUCACUGAGGAAACAUAGCUUCAGAAGUUUUGUAUCUGCUAAAGUUGCAAGCAAAAUACCACAUGCAUCACAUGGAUAUCCGUUACUUUGUACUUAAUGUGUUUUUAAAUGAAAUUGAGUUAAAAUACCUGCUGUAUCUCAACCUUUAAUUUAUUAAUCAACCUUGCUUUCUUCUGGGAAGGGAGGUUAUAGGAAUCUGAUAAUUCUGCACUGGCUUACUUUGUUUUCAAAAUCUAUUUUAACAUUUUUGUUCUAAUACUAAGAUUUUAUUUAUUUUACACCAGGUGGGUUGAAAUGUAGACCUGUCUUGUUUGUCAGAAUGAGGAUCAGCAUCUUAGUUUUUAUCUGUCAAAUCUAGGUGGUUAACAGUAUGCAUGUAAACACAGUGUAAAUUAUAGCUCUGUAACAGUGACUCUUCCGAUUAGAAGCUCUUUAAAACAUCAUGUACAGUACUCCAGUAGAAAAACUGCCAGAUUUAAAAUACGCUUUCUAAAAAAAUAAGCUGACCUAAUUGUUUUUAAAUGAAAUCUGGGCAAAGUGAUUUCUCAUUUUGAUGCUAAAUUAGCAAAAUAUUUUUACUCCAUGUAGUAGCUGGAAAGGUUUUUUAUUUACUUGUUUCCACAAGAAGUCCUGCAUGUUUUAUAUGAACUGCCUUGAAAAGUCUUAGUUCUCUAGGGACUGGAUUCCACACUUGCAAUGUGUUCCAUCUCCUGGCAAAGUGCAGUCAUGGUUUUCUGGCUCAGCAGUUCCUUAGCCGCUGCUCCUCUUAGUCACAGGAUGCUCUUUCUCGAAAGGCUGUGUAGCCAGGUAAGCGCAUGUAUUCUACAAUUCCGUACAGCAAAUACCCAUCUUUAUUUUUAAAGAGAAACAUGUUAGUUCAUAAAGUUCUGCAUCUAAGAAUAAGAAUAAUAUUAUUCUGUUCAAGGUACUCUAUGGGCAAAUGUAACAAGUCUCUGUGUAUAUAGGCAUCCUGCAUUAACAGUAGGCUUAAAUCUGGCACUCUUACUCAACACCAGCACCAAAAGCACAAAUCCCUUCUACUUGAGCUGGGACUCUAGCUGUGAAUCAGUAGCAGCUUUUUAACCUCAGAGUGUGUUGGAGUGCACACUCUACCAGGGUAUUUCUCUCAGGGGAAAGUUAAAUUCAAUAGUUUGUUUCAUUAUUCACCCCCUUACUGAGCAAUAAGAAAUUAUUUUCUUGGCCCCUGUGCUUUCACGUGUAAAGUAUCUUUAAUAAUAUUAACAAGCACAGUAAGUGAUUAUAAAAUACAUCUCAGCUAGCUUUAAAAUACUGAGAUUAUGGUUAUUUAGUAUUUCCAUUGGCACAGGCUUCAGACCCCAGGCCUCCUUAAUAUCAGCAUCUGUAUAACCUUCUGAGUACUUAGAUGCAUAUGUUCCACGCCACUAGGGCAUCAGGGGUGAAUACAGCUAAAUUCUCUGCAGUUUGCAGCUUGUAAUAGAUAGGGUAGAGAAAGCAGUGACUAUAUAAAGAUCUUGUGCUACACUAUUUUCCCUUAUUUAAAGUAUCUAAUUCAUGGGAAUCACAAAGUAAAAUGUGCAGAAUAAAGAUAUAUGUUGAAAAAAUAUUCUUAACUAACUGGUGAUAAUGUAGAUGGUGAUGCCUUCCCUUUGAUCCAAUCUGAUGUUUUGUGAUCAAGAUUUGAUCUCAGGAUACAAAGUAAACAAACCCUGUUUAGUUCUUGCAACAAGGUAGAAAGUCAAGUCUGUUUAUAAUUCAUGGAGAUUUCCUGGUAGCUAUACUAAUAAUAUCAGCAAGCCUGCUAACAGAGAUUAGCUCAUACUGAGGAGAAUAACCUCAGAAGCCUCUUUUUUCAACAUAGGCUAAACCUGUUUCCCAAACAAUUCCAUACCAGCAAAUAACAAAGCUAAGGCCUCUUCUAGUGUGUAUAAGUUGACUAGAGUGAUGGGGAAAAAAAAAAAAAAAAAGGUCACAGCCCUGACCAAAACAGAUUUAACUGUGAAAGCCAAAAAAUUUUAACUGUGAAAUCUAAAGUAGGAUAUAGAAACCAGGUGGGAGUCAAGAUUCCCACCCCUUGAUUAGACUGAUGAUUUUUUUAGGAAAAAAAAAAAAAGUAAGUACUCUUCGUAUAAGGAAAAAUAAACUUUAAUCAUGGGAUAGUAAAUGUUUUAAUGUUAUUUUCUGGGCUGGUAUGUAAUAAUAUAUAAUGUGUCCCAUUUCCCAGUUGGUUAAUAUUCAUGUUGAUAACCAGCCCUUUCAUUUUGAGUAAGCUUAUUUCUGCAUGAUAAAAGUAUUAUGUUACUAAAUGAUAAACAGCAGUACUUGCUCUGUAUCGACACAGUAUAUCAUUUGUGGAAAUGUUUGCUUUACUGGUAGUUGUAUCACCUUUCUUUCCCAAGAUAUCUGGCUACUGCUAAUCGCUCCUAAGAAGCCAGGUAAUAAAUUGGUAGACAGUUUAUGAUUACACUACAUAGUUCAGAAAAAUGAGUGAUAACAAAAGCAUUUCCCUCUGUUAAAAUAAAACAGAAUUUUGACAGAGUUGAUCACCGGAACAGCACCUAAAACUGGAUGCCUUUUUGCCUACAAUGUGAAUUUUGCCUCUCGGAAAAAAUGCAUUGUUAAAGGUUAUAUAUAAAGCUUUAACUGAUGUUCAACAUGAAAUUAGAACGUAAUUAGAACAUAAAAUUGCAACAAUUACAAUUGUUCCCUAAGAGUUAUAACUCAUGCCCACUGCAGCAUCUUUAAAAAAAUUAAAAGCUGGUCCGUAAAACUUACUAAUAUUUUUUUUUUUUAAAUAAAAAAAAAUAUUUGAUGAAUUGUAUGCCAUUUAGAUCAGAAGGUUCUAGAUUUGUAAAAUUUCUCUGGUUUUCAUUUACAAAAGUUCCUGCUAGUGAAUCAUAAUUUGACAUUUAUUUAUUCACGUCAAGGCCAUUGUUUACACAGUAACCAUCACUUGCUAUAAAUAUGGUUCAGCCGCCUCUCUGGUCUGUUAACUGGGUCGGUUAACGAUGUGAUCCUGCCUUUUGUGUGCAUUCUGCAGAAAUUGCAUGGAAUAGUCACGGUGUUGUUAUUCACUGGGUUGCUAACUGAUCCAGAUCCAGUUUCUAAUCUUAUCUGGGUAUUGUAUUUCAGUAAACGUGCUAACAAACUGAUCAUGUAGCAUUCCCUGCCUCACAGUCAGGAGGAUAACUUCACGAAACACAGCUUGUUUAAGAUUGUAUACAUACAUUUGUAUGCAAGCCAGAACAUACAUUAUGUUUUUUAAUAUUUCAGAUGUUCUUGACUCUCUGAUAGAAAUGUGAUACACUGGAUAGAGAGUAUUGGGCUCAGAGACCUGGGUUCUGUUGACUUUGCCUUUGUUUUGCUGUGUCGCUUCUGUUCUCUGUGCUCUGGUUUCUAAGGUACGUGGAGAUACUGUGAUUAAAAAAUAAUUCUAUAGAACAGGCAAAAAUCCAUUUUUUCCCUCUUUUUUUUGGCAUCAUAACUAUAUUUUUGUACUGCAAACUAAGUCACUUUCCCAGUAAAGCCCAGUCCAGCUCAGAAGUGAACAGAGAUUUUUUCGCCAAUGUGAAACAGCAUAAGCAAGCUCUCCUUUCUGUGGACCGGAUUAAUGAGCAAAAGUUUAAUGAUAAAUUUCACAGUGAAAAUUAGAAAAAAAGCUGUGUUGAAUAUACAACAUUUACCUGUCGAGUGCUUAACAUUUGAGCAGCAAGAUUGUAGUUUGCCUGCAACACCAUUCUCGCCAGCAACAGGCAGUCUUACUGCCCUGUAUGCUGUCUUCCUUUGGCAGCUGAAUUCUCUCAGUUGAAACUCUUUGUCUAGGCUGCUCCUGUGACAAAGCAUGUGCCCUUACUCAGAGCUAAAGCAAGAGAGACCCGUGAUAUUGUUUUAAAAGGCAUUUGCUAAAUAAAGAACUCCUGUGUUGUAGCUCAGGAGUUGUAUAAACUCAUGUUCAUUUUGCCAGUUGUUCAAUUUCCUGAAGCAGUCAGGAACAGGGAUGGAAGAGGAUGAUAGGGGAAAUCCUUAAAUGUUUAGGGGUGUUAUGCUUUCCCACCGAGGCUAAAGAGUAAUUCUGUCAUCUACUUUAUUAUAAUUGCAGAACGUCUGAUGUAAAAUACUUGGAAAAACUAGAAUUAACUCAGAGAAUAUAUUCUAUAGAAUUUAUUUCUAAAAUACUAAAUCUGAUUACUAUUUUUUUAAAAUGGUAGAAAGCUACUGUUAUUUUCAAAACAGAGUCUAGUUCAUUAACAUGUUCCUUGAUAUGAGAAAUCUCAACAUUUGCUUUUUCAGUGUUUCCAAUUUUUUUUUAAAUAUUCCUUAAUUUUGCUGUUCUCUGUAAUCACUGUCCAUGUGCAAAUUAUUAAUUGUCCAUUUUCUCCAAGAAGUGUGAAAUCCAAAGCAUGAACAUUGUGAAGUGAUGAACAAGUGCAAUGUAGUUGUAAAGAUGUCUGAGUGAACACAUGCCUGAGUUCUUCAUAAGUCCUUCCUGUUCACUGUCUCUUCCCACUCCUAAAUCAGAGGCAGCUUUUAAUUUUGUUGCUAAUAAAUGUGCCAGAGUAUUAUUUUCACUUAAGGAUGAAAGUUAUAAUAUUCUUGAGAACUUUCUGCUACCCUAAUGGCUGACACCAAGAAUUUUACUUUUUAUAAGAACAUCCAAUUCGUGAAACAUCUGUUUUGCAGCUUUAGUCUUUUAAAUUCCUUCCUCCUGUCAUCUUAGUGUCUGGAAGGGCUUGUUGUACAGUAAGGCUUUUCAUUAAAAUCAAGCAUGAGGGCGACUCUGGUGUCCUCUGGGCUGUCUGUCCUUUAUUUUGCCAAACAAGUUGUUGUUGGUUGGUUUUGGGGUUUGUUUGGGUUUUUUUGUUUGUUUGUUUUUUUGGUUUUUUUUUUUUUUUUCACUUAACAUUAGCAUGGAGCUAGAUUGGUGGAACUGUGGUGAAAAACAGUCUCCCAUUGACUCUGAAUGUGAGUCAGGAGCGAGCAGGCCUGCUGGGGGGGGCGGUCUGUAGACUUGCCUUCUGCAUACAGACAAACAGGAAGGACGCCUACCCCCCAGGCUGCGGGGGGGCGGCAGGGGAGCCUCCUUGCCUCCUGAGGAGCGUAGUUCCAGGGGAAAAGUGUAACUCUUGCUACAGCACAGCCCACUACAGGAUGAAAAUCCAAGAUUAGGGAAAGCAGAAAACAGUCACUUUAGGGGAACAAAAAGUUUCCUUCUAACUACUAUUAUGUUGUGUUUUUUUUUUUUUUUAUUUUAUUUUUUUCUAAUAUAAGUAAUAAAUAAUAAAUUACCCUUUUAUGAAGUCAAAGUGAACUAGAUCUUAAAAAGGAAAAGUUAAAGUAUGUAUUGCUCUACUGCGAUAUAAUCUUUGUGGUUAGGAGGUUACCUGCUACGUGGGCAGUCCCACUGACUGGAGAACCAUAUUCAUGCUGCUCUGUACUGCUGCUUCUCAGUUCAGAAGGUGAUAGUCCUUCUUCUAACGUUUGGAGACAGGAGGGAAAUCAGAAGGCAAACUUCAUUUACUUACUCAGUUAUCUCAAUUUGGAUCUUAGCAAUGACACUUUUGUUUUACUUAGGUAUUUUAUGAACAAAUGUCAAGUAGAACCAAGUGCAAAGAAGUUUGUCUCACGUGUAUGUUCUUCUCUAACUGCACGUUUUGAGCAAGCCAUGAGGAUUGGAUUAGCUUUUGUCAAGGGACAGGAAAAAUGGUGGAAGAUACAAAUGUACACCACUGUUCUAACACAAGGAACAAGAUAAUCGUCGUCUUGAAGGUGGAUACACCCUGGAGUGAGGAUAGAAAGGGCAAUUUAGAGGAAAAUAAGGAUGAAGGCAAGAGGUAGAUUGAUCAGGACAAUUUUUUCAUCUAAAGGGCAAAAGAAAGCAUUAUAUAGGGAAAAAAAAAAAAAAAAAAAAAAAAAAGGAAGGAAAAAAGGAAAUUAAGAUAUCCCCAGAGCAAGGAUGGAGAAGUGUAUGCAUGUUCACUACAAGCUUGGCCAUGUUAGAUCACAGUAUUCUGGUAUUUAUUAUAUUUUAAAUCAAACAUGAACUCAGUGCAAACAGGAAAUGUCAUUUUUCCAUACCAGAUGUAUACAGGCAGAUAUUAAAUAAAAGACUUAUCCAAAAGCAUGGGGUAAAAAACUACAAAGCAAAGCGACACCCUAGAAGCAUUGCUACCGUGUCUUGUCUUUGCCUAUGUCAACUUCCAAGUCAUGUUCAGUAGCAUUUUAGUUGUUAACUCUGCUCCCAGGCACAUGUUCUAAUGUAACCAGUUUCUCAGCUAACAAGAGACACUGAAAGCAAAGAAGAAAUAGGUGGCCUUUUUAUUAGCAUUUUAGCUUGGGAUUUGCAAAUGAGACUUGAUAUAUGAUGGCUAAUUCUUUUAGGUUUCUCCAUCUUAAACUUUUUAAAGAUGUUCCUAAGAAUGGCAUUUUGGGUUGGAUUAUGGGUGAAGGUCAACCUUGCUGGGGUACUGGGGGAUUGCUGUAAAGAGGCAGCCAUCCAUUUGUGAGUCUCUGAUGUAUAGAUUGAGCAGGAGUUUUCAGCUUCUUGAAAAGAUUGCACCAUUGUGUGCACUGGCAGCUGUUUCUCUGAAAACAAAACCAGAAGCAAGCAUGCUGUUUUUUCAAACCAUUUCACACAAAUACCACCACCUCAGUUCUCACAUAACAAUGCCCAUGUAAACAGUGCUUAACAACUGGGCCCUUUUAAUCGACUGAUUGUAGGCCCUUCUAUGGAAAUAUGUCUGAAGUGUAGUUUGUGAAACGUUUAAAAAAGUGUUUGAUGUAAAAUAAGCGCUAGACAUUUAACAGUGCAAAAAUAGUCAAAAUCUGUAGAUUACAAAGCCGUUCCUAAGAGCCUCAGCCUGUAAUACUGUCUUAGUAAAGUCCAUCUUUUAAGUUAAAAUGCAUUCUGGUGUAGCAACCUUUUACAAAUAACAUUAUUAACGCAAAUGUACUGGUUAAUACCUGUCACAGUAAGACAUGGCAAUUGGUUAUUGUGAUUUGUUUCCAUCUACAGCUAAUAGAUUGCAAUUUUACAAAAAACACAAAACCAACACUUACUACGUCUUUUGUUUACAGUGUUUUCAUUGUUUUAACAAAUACAAACUACAUAACAUUUACACUGUCUAGUCCAUCCCAGUCUUUUAGGAGGUUCAUCUCUCUCUGUAUAUAUAUAUUUCCCCAUAAGGAUAUAAAAUUGCUUUUGAAAUUUUUGUUGGCAAGUGGUAAAUACACCACAGCAUGGAUUCAAAAGCACUUAAGUUGAUAGUCUUUCAGACAUGUAAUCCAUUCAAAUGGGACUAGUAAAAUUGUGGUGUAAUUGCAGCCAUUUGUUUAAAAUUUGUACGUAACUUCUGACUUUAAUAAUUUUUGAGAAAAAUAAUUAUUUUAAGUACUUAACAUUUUCCAUUACAGAUAAUCUUUCAUACUUAAAUUAUGGAGAUCUCAACAGUAAAGCAACAUAUUUAAUUGGACUGCUGCUUUUAAACUGUUUGAAGAGAAGGGAAAGAACAUUCAUCUUAAAAUCUGUACAUGGAAAUAAUUUUAAACUUCAUGAACUACACAUUUCCUUAGUUUCCUUUCUUUUUUUUUUAAACAAGUUGUAACAUCAAAGAUGCCAAAGGGUAAUAUAAGCUACAAUAAUAUUCAACAGAACUUAACCUAGACCUUAUGUUGUAAUAAUUUAUUCAAAUUAACUGUAUUCUUCUGUAUUUAUAUUUUCGGUAUUUAUUAUGAAUGAUAUGGAAUUCGAUGUAUUUAUUGUGGCUUAUUACUGCAGUGUAUAUAUUACAAAAUGAGCAUUUUUAAGUCUUAACAUUAGGGUUUUUUGUUAAUUAGUGGCACUUGUAUCUGCUGUAUUUUUAUUAUAUAUUGUACAAUAUAUAUUGUCCAUUUGUUUGCAAUGAAGUAAAACAGGUUUCUACGUUA
Molecule: messenger RNA, 11208 nt
Organism: Tyto alba (common barn owl)
Lineage: Eukaryota; Metazoa; Chordata; Aves; Strigiformes; Tytonidae
Gene: CSRNP3
Product: cysteine and serine rich nuclear protein 3
Exons: 6
Coding region: 176-2095 (639 amino acids)
Biological process (GO): regulation of transcription by RNA polymerase II
Cellular component (GO): nucleus
Molecular function (GO): DNA-binding transcription factor activity, RNA polymerase II-specific; sequence-specific DNA binding
Source: RefSeq, a predicted model, not a curated record